CUUUUUUUUACAACACAGAACCAAAAUGAUUAAUAUGAAACCAGAAAAGAAGCAAAAGUAUCAAUCUGUGAAUUCAGAGGAAAGACUAAAAAUAAUAAAAUAUUUUAUUGAAGGAUCACUAUCAGCAUCCUAAGUAUAUUUUAAACGAAUAUUCAAAGAUUGCUUAAAUCACAGGGUACAACCUCUCAACAAUAAAGGCAAUUUUUCGAGUUUAUAGAAAUGAAGGAAGAAUAGAUAAAAAAUAAAAAAGGGAUCGCGAACUCCAUGCCUAAAAAAAUGUAGCAGUAUUUAUAGUGGAUGAAGAGUAUAUACAAUAUUCAUUAUUAUUUAGGACAAGAUAUUUAAAGUUUAUCGUCAAAUAGCAGACGAAGAAGGAGGUCAUUUUAAGAAGUCACGAAAAAUUUAUGGAAACCUCAAAUGAUAUAGUCAAUAUAACGUUACAGAAAGCAGAAAAUGAAAUAAGAAACAAUUUGAGCAAUUUACAAUCAAAAAGGAAUUUUGACGAAUCUUUGGAAAGUAUAUUGAAAAAUGGGAUUAAAGAAAAAGAAAUUAUCAAUAUACCCUAAAGAAGGAAUUACUAAUUUGAGCCUAAUUCUUAUAUUGAUGUGAAAACUAUUUCAAAUUUAUUUAAAUAAAGAGAAAACCUGCCUUAAAAAAAAACGUGCACUUAGACUCCUCAAAAUUUUGGGAUGCAUUAGGAAUAGCAAUUAACUGAAAUCAAACGAGUUUUUGAGUUUUAGGUAUAAGAAUAUCUAAGAAAAUCUUAAUAUGAGAAUUUAAAAUGA
Paramecium octaurelia is the source of this 785-nucleotide messenger RNA. The record is from the annotation of a GenBank genome assembly. NCBI's taxonomy places the organism in Eukaryota, Ciliophora, Oligohymenophorea, Peniculida, Parameciidae.